This is a messenger RNA of Closterium sp. NIES-67, 2589 nucleotides long. The record is from the annotation of a GenBank genome assembly. NCBI's taxonomy places the organism in Eukaryota, Viridiplantae, Streptophyta, Zygnematophyceae, Desmidiales, Closteriaceae.
AUAAAUCGCAUGAACGGAAAAGUGUCAUGAGAUAUAUGGGACAGCGCGGAAGGGAAGAGGUGUAGAAAGUGUAAGGAAAAUACGUAAAGUGGAUUGUUAUGCGGAGUAAUGUGGGGAAGUACAGUGAUGGGUCGAAAAGCUCAUGGGAUUGAGCGGGCGAGACAGCUGGAGGUGGCGAAUGGGAGACAGUGUCCAGCUCAGUGGGGACAGGAGCGGCUGGAUAGGUCGACAUGCAGAAGAGUGAGAGAGUUUCUCGAUGUUUGCUUGCUUCUGGCUCCAAUUCUACCGUGCUGGCAAACUCAUCUUAUGGCUUUGCGAACGAUACUGGUAUGUUGUUACAGCACCGCGUCACGGUACAACAAGAUUCGAUUCGCGAUUACGUCCCGUUCUCCCAAAGCCGAGUUUAUCUUUGAUCUGUCAGCUAUGCGUUGACGGAAUGGAUUCCCUCCGUGGCCAUCUCUGGCUGCUCUCAGGACGGAUAGUCCUCCCAUUUGACCCCUUAUUCAGUCGACCUCGAUAUUCGUUUCAUAGACGGAUCGCCUUAAAAUCCUCGGCGAGAGGCGACGUUGACAGAACUGCGAAGUGUAUUCAGCCCGGGCAGGAAUGUUGCACGGCUUUGCUGCCCGAGAACUUUAAAAUUCAUACGAACGAGCCGCAGUGGUGUUUUGGGCAGCAGCGACGUUUUCGUCCAAGCAAAGAGCUCUGGAUUCCGGGCAGCAAUACCGCAUGCCAUUGGUUGACUGAACCCUCCGGAUUUUCAGCUCCAACCACGAAAUGGAGCCGCUCUUGGCUGUUCCCUGGCUCCUCCCUCUGUUCGUCCAAGCUCCGUCCACCGCUCACCUCCGCCUUGGGACUCUCCCACCUCCCUACAAAUCCACAUCCGUCGCUCAUUCUAUCCACCCAAGCUACUCGAAUCCAGUCUUUCGUGUUCACACCUCUCAGCUCAUCCCGAAUCUCCCUUCGUACUUAGGCUAUCCGUCCGCUCGCACCAUGGCCUCUCGGAUUGCCUCUUCUCGCCUCGGAUCUGAAAGCCUUUCGAUUGACCACGCAUUCUGGGAGGAGUUCUCAGAGGCGGAUCAGACGUGGCUGUACGCGCCAGGGAGCUCCUCGUCCAUUGAGAGCGAGUUGUGGAAGGCCUACAGUGAGGCCGACCAGACCUGGCUGUACGCACCAGAGAGAGCUACUCCUUGCGGUCCGCCAUUGAGCACGAGUUCUGGAGGGCCUUCAGCGAGGAGGACCAGCUGACCUGGGAGGAUUAUUCGGAGGAGGAGCAGACGUGGCUGUAUGGUCCAGGUAUUCCUUUCUGUGAGCCUGUUGUGACCGAGCUCAGUGCUGCCAGCAACGUCGCAUGUAGCACGCCGACACCCAGCAGCAGCAGCAGCAGCAGCAGCAGCAGCAGCAGCUAUAGCAGCUCCAGCAGCAUCAUCAGCACCAGCGAAAGCAGCAGUGCAAGCUGCAGCAGCAGCAGCUGCGGCAGCGCCAGCUCGCGGUGUCCUAACGGUGCAAGCAGUGGCAUGAGCGCGAAGGAGAAGCGUUGGAGACAAGCCGUUGCUUACCGAGUGGGUCGCUUCCAUGAGGAGGAAGAGCAGUGCCAACGCCGCUCCUCUCGUGGCUCGCUAGGCUUCUCCCCCCUGCGCCCAAGAUCUGUGACUGGGGUGAGUAGAACCGCGAGCAAGAAGCCGAGGCCGAGGAAGGUGAUGGGAGCAAGUGGUGGUGGGAAGCCCAAGGCUGGGAAGAGUGCACCUGUGACACCUGCUGCUACAAUGGCGGUACCUGCAAAAGCCGUACCUGCAAAGGCCGUACCUGCAAAGGCCAUACCUGCGAAGACAGUACCUGCUAAGGCUGUACAUGUGUCAGCGAAGGUGACCCCAGCUAAGGUCGCACCUGCAAGGCCUGCAACCGUGAAGCCUGCAGGUGCUGCUGUGAAGCCAGCAGGUGCUUCCAGGGGUGCAGCAGUGAAGGGCUCCAGCGGCCAAGGUUCAUCUCACAUUCCCAAGCCCGCCCUGGCAAGGCCAGCAGCAGCUGCACCAGGGGCCGAGGCAGCAAGGCCAGCAGCAACACCAGCAGCAGCAAGGCCGGCAGCGGCAGCAAGUGGAAUCCCUAGGGCAAGAAACAGGGUGGCAGCAGCAUGAGCAAGGCCCUUAGUACACAGAUCCAAUGCUGAAAUGUGGUGUUGGAGGAAGGCUUAAAGCCAAGGUUGUAGGAUGGGCAUGCCUGGUGGUGGGGUCUAGCGGGAGGGAAAUGGCCGGCAGUACUUCCACCCUGCUUGCAGGGUGUUGUGGGGAGGGAUGGGAGAGGUGGAGGAAAGUGGUGAGACGGAGCGUGGUUUGUUGGAGAAUGACGAUGGCAAUGGAUCUGCUACAGGAGUGUGGAUGGUACCACAGGGUUGUGUGCGGUGCUGCAGGGGUGUGGAUGGUGCUGCAGGGAUGUGCGCGGUGCUGCAGAGGUGUGCGUGGUGUGGUGCUGCAGGAGUGUGGUUGGUUGAGGAAUCUGUAUGGUGCUGGUCAGUGCCAGCUUUAGUAUUCCAAUUCUAGCUCUGAUUCAUUGUUCCCUACUGAUAGCGUCUUGUAAUCAAGCACAUGCAGUAUA